AUGCUGUACACUCUAGCUACUGGGGGCACACUAUGUGGUGUGGCUGCCCUAGUGCUUCUGAUUGUUUCCACGGCGACUGACUUUUGGAUGCAGUAUCGCUACUCGGGUAAUUCAGCCAAUCAGGGACUCUGGAGGUUCUGUAUCAAUCGCAAGUGCCAUGCCCAUACUCUUACUGUGGCUUUUUGGGAUGCCACGCGUGCCUUUAUGCUGCUGUCAGUUCUAAGCUGCUUGGUUGGAGUGGUGCUAGGUCUCAGUGCCUUCUCUAACAGAACCAAAUCCAGGAGAGUGAGGACAGGAGGGAUUGCACUGCUCUUAUCUGGAUUCCUUGCACUGCUUGCUUUGGCAAUCUACACUGGGGUCACAGUCAAUUUCUUUGGCAAGCGAUAUAUUGACUGGCGCUUCUCCUGGUCCUACAUCUUGGGCUGGUUGGGUAUAUUACUGGCGCUGGCAGCUGGUGUCCUCCAUCUCUGUGCCUUUCAAAGGAAUACUGCCGAACCAGCACCUCCAAACGUCUCCGACAGUUGA
Chanos chanos (milkfish) is the source of this 525-nucleotide messenger RNA. It is a transcript of the gene lim2.2, whose product is annotated as lens intrinsic membrane protein 2.2. Gene Ontology annotation, molecular function: structural constituent of eye lens. Lineage: Eukaryota; Metazoa; Chordata; Actinopteri; Gonorynchiformes; Chanidae. The coding region runs from base 1 to 525 and encodes 174 amino acids. The record is from RefSeq and is a predicted model, not a curated record. Gene Ontology annotation, cellular component: plasma membrane. The transcript has 4 exons.